Molecule: messenger RNA, 1343 nt
Organism: Mycena citricolor
Lineage: Eukaryota; Fungi; Basidiomycota; Agaricomycetes; Agaricales; Mycenaceae
Source: the annotation of a GenBank genome assembly
GUAGCGCUGUCUGGAGCUGGUUUGAGCUAUACCGAAUUCCGUUUUCGUCUCUACGCACUUCAAUCUGCUUCCCAACUGCAACCGGCCGCCUUGGGCCGGUCAUCGGGUUAGGAAUAGUUGAUGGAGACGUUCAUCCCAGGUGGCCUGCUCGGUCAAAGCAUUCUAGGACUUGUCAACUGAUAUAGCCACCGCAAUCUACGAGAGUGCUGACGGGGUAAUCUCUCUGCCGGUAUCUGACCUCUUUCGCCUCCACGAGGCGCCACUUCCUUUUGGAUCUCCUUCCUGUAACCUACAUCUCAAGUUCUCAUUGCCAGUGUGCUGGCUCGCGAACGAACAUCAUUCUGUCAUCGCAGCCGAACACAUCUCUGCCCAAUGAGUGAAGCUCCCGUCGCAUCGUUGGCCAUAGCUCAAUUCCGUCCGUAUCAGAACUAUCCCGGCUCUGAAUACAUUUUGCCUACAGACGAGGUCGAAAAACUGAGACUGCGAACCCAGCAUGAUUAUCUGAAACGCCUGUUCGACAACAAAGUCCUGUUUGCCCCAGUCGCCCUUGGGCCAGAUGACAAGGUCCUCGAGAGUGGUACUGGACCUGGUCUAUGGAUUCUCGAACUGGCCGGGACGACCAACCCGGCGACCCAUAUGAUCGGGCUCGAUAUCGAAUCUCGCCUCUGGCCGGCAUCCCAUCCUGAGAACGUCAAGUUUCAGCUUGGCUCCGUGACCAAACUGCCCGAAGAAUGGUCUAAUACUUUCUCGCUCGUGCACCAACGUCUUUUGAUUCUCGGUCUCCAAAUCCCCGAAUGGCCAACAGCAUUGGCAGAGAUGCAUCGGGUGCUCAGACCCGGGGGAUGGGUCCAGAUCGCAGAGGCCACACUGUGGGCGGAGGGGUCGUAUCCUGGGCGGCCGUGCAUGGAAAAAGUCGUCACACUCUAUCGGCGGAUCUGCGAAUUGCGCAGCCUCUACGUGGACUGCGCCUACGAUAUGCCCAAGUUGCUCCACGAAGCGGGCUUUGUCGACAUUCAGAAGGAAACCAGAGAUCAGUGCAUGGGCAGCUGGGGAGGACCUGAUGGGGAGGUCAUGAGGCUGAACCACGUCGGAGUCUUGCGCGGCAUCAAGACACCUGUCUUGCAGGCCGGAGGAUUCGGAAUCGUUUCCUCGGAGGCAGAAUACGACGAGCUUCUUGAUGGCCUGGAUAAAGAAUGGGAAGAGAACCCAGGAAUGACGAAGGAAUUCAUGAUAUUCUGGGCCCGCAAGUCGUCUGCGUCCAGUUAGUGUUCUCGAGUCACAGCCAUGUCCUAGUCUAGUCUAGACUGAGACUGGUGCAGUUUGCGGUGCCUGUGACUAAUCAC